CUCCACUCGAAACACAAUCACCGUAAUGGCCAUAUUCACACAGUGAACUAUGUCUUGGUCACCAUGAGCAGAACAGCUGAAGACAAAGGUACCCGUUUAAUAUUAGUAGUAAUCCAUCUCCCCUCCCGACUCCUCUUCCGAAUACGAUCUGCAAACUGCAACAGACCAUACGAGCGAACGACACAGAAACAUAACGACAUGAAUCCGAGACUUCACCACGACCGAGACCAAACCUUAGCUUUCCCCGGCUUCCUUCCAUUGUCCGAAGAAGCGGUACAGCCCCUGGAUAUGACGAGGCGAGACGCCAAUCAUUUGGAGACUCCGGCCAUAUCCGGUGGUAACAAUGUCCCUGGCGUCUCCCUAGCGAGCUCUAUUAUCCUAUGCCUCGCCACUAGUAUUCUAAGGAUCAUGCUCUCGAUCUCCAUUCUCAUUGUUCACGUUCUCACGAUGCCUGCCAAAAUGUGCGCCUGGUGCAGGACUCGUAAUCAUCAUGGCCAGGAUCAUCGCAGCGAUCAUACCUCGGGCAGAUCACGAAUCCACGGCGGCUUAAGGCGCAAGCCAAAGCGAGCACAUGCAGCCGUAAGUACUGGUGCUCUUGAACAGUUGACCCAGCUAGUAAGUCUGCUGGAUCUGAACGUGAUCAGCGUUCAGGACUUGGCUGACCAGCCCAGCCACCUCAGCAUAAGCCGUAAGGCCAGAAACGCCAAUAUCAGAGUUGACACUCUGUCCGACCUCGUACGUCAGCUGGACCUGAACAAGAUCAGUCUUCAGGACUUGACUGAUGAGCUCAGCCGCCUCCAGGUAAGGUGGCGUGGAACAGAAACUUCAGGAAGUGCCGGGAUCAGCUCUGUAAAAGAGCCCACGCCGAACGCCCAGAACAGGGAGCGAGAGAAAAGCGGCACGGACAUGCUAGCCCUGAGCGACCGUAUCGAACUGCUAGUUCUUAGCGCCACGGGUACUAGUAUCGAGGACUUGGCGGAGGAGGUGAGCGGCCUUGAUAUUGACAGUAUGUGGAGUUGCCUUCGGAAACUCUCAGAUGCCUUGGACCAGCUCAAGCUGGAAGGGUCUUCUUGAGACUGGCUUAGUUUUAGCUGCCCGUGAGGGGAAAGAGAUGAGG
Molecule: messenger RNA, 1117 nt
Organism: Canariomyces notabilis
Lineage: Eukaryota; Fungi; Ascomycota; Sordariomycetes; Sordariales; Chaetomiaceae
Exons: 1
Coding region: 64-1074 (336 amino acids)
Source: RefSeq, a predicted model, not a curated record